AUGGACAACUUGAUGGGUCUGCUGCGGGUCCAUGUCAAACGAGGCGUAAACCUUGCUGUUCGGGAUGUCCGAAGUAGUGACCCUUACAGACUCAAGAGUCGUGUAGUAAAGAAGGAUGUAAAUCCUGAGUGGAAUGACGAUUUAUCAACCGUGUACGACCAUGACGCAUUUACUAAGGAUGAAAAAAUGGUAGACACUGAAUUUGAGGUUAGGCCAUAUAUAGAAGCCUUGAAAACACAUACCAAUUUGGAAGAAAUCCCAAGUGGAACCGUGCUAUCAAGAUUACAACCAAGCACCUCCAACUGCCUGGCUGAGGAGAGUCCCGUAUACUUGAACGAAGGGAAGAUCGUCCAAGACCUUGUCCUCAGAUUACGAAACGUGGAGUGUGGUGAAGUGGAAAUUCAACUCGAGUGGAUUCACUUUCCUGGCUCUAAAGCGUUCCUAAGUCAAUGA
Molecule: messenger RNA, 453 nt
Organism: Hibiscus syriacus
Lineage: Eukaryota; Viridiplantae; Streptophyta; Magnoliopsida; Malvales; Malvaceae
Product: protein C2-DOMAIN ABA-RELATED 4-like
Exons: 3
Coding region: 1-453 (150 amino acids)
Source: RefSeq, a predicted model, not a curated record